Molecule: messenger RNA, 495 nt
Organism: Penicillium chermesinum
Lineage: Eukaryota; Fungi; Ascomycota; Eurotiomycetes; Eurotiales; Aspergillaceae
Exons: 1
Coding region: 1-495 (164 amino acids)
Source: RefSeq, a predicted model, not a curated record
AUGUUGAACGGAAAUGGUUCUAGCAAUGGCGCCAAGGACGAGGCACAGGACGCGAAUGGUGUUCAAGGGUUGCUAGACCAUGACUUCCAUAGCGCCUGGGGCUCGAACUACUCUAUGCGAGGUUUUGUUGCAGACGAGAGGGCGCGCGAGCUUUGGAAGCAAUAUUGCAACGACCCCAGCGCAAUUGAACGCCAGUACCAUCUUCUGUUGAAUGAGUACACGGAGACAUUUCAAAAGUUCUUCAAGGGAUAUUGGCCCAUCUCUCUGCACUCUCAUGUCAGCGAUGUCUUGGUGCCGACAACUAUGGCCACCCUGAUUCUCAACACUGCAUCUACGAGCCCUCUAAUAAUUGAGUCUCCCGAACUGUCUCCGAUGAUUCUAGAUGAGCCCGAACCGAAGCGGAUUCAAAGCUUUGUCCGGAACUUGCUAGGAUGGAAAGACGUGCAUGUACAAAGCCCAAGGUUUGCGAUCGUCGAGGGGGAUUUACGGAGGUAG